Messenger RNA from Ostertagia ostertagi, 780 nucleotides. The record is from the annotation of a GenBank genome assembly. Lineage: Eukaryota; Metazoa; Nematoda; Chromadorea; Rhabditida; Trichostrongylidae.
AUGAACGCGUCUGAAACAAGCGUCGGUAUCGACAGCCCGAUGGAGGACGGUGAAACCGUGUCCCAACCAUUGAAUGAUUGGAACGAUCUCGGGGGAGCAGGUCAGAAAGUAUGGGAGGAAACACAUCGGCAGCGAUGGGGAGUACCUAUGUUCAACCUAAUACAGACUCGGUGCGGGUCGCGAGUUACGAGCGCUGGGACAUCAUUCAAGCCGAACGGUCAAAGUCAGCAAGAUCGUCUCGAACGUCCUCUCCGGCAUAUUCCCAAGAAUCGAUCAGUGGCCCAGACGGUGGCAAAUGUUCCUAAAUAUGACGGUAAAAAUUCUCUAACGGAUUUCCUGCGCGCAUUAGAGGUUAAAUUCCCUUCUGCUCUAUGGACGGAUUCCGAUAAACGAGAUAUCCUUGUAAAUCACUUAGAGGGAAUAGCUCUAUCUAUUUACAAGGGGUUGCCACAUGCGGUUCGGGAGGGAACCUAUGAUGAGAUUGUCAGUGCCUUGAAGAUGGCCCGUAGAAACCCUUGCGAACGACUGAAAAAUGUACGAGAGUGGGAACAGCUUUCAAAGAGACCAAGCGAAUCGGUAGCCGAGUUCUGCUGUAGGAUGGAAGACUUGUCCCGAAGGAUACAUCCUAGCUCUGAAAUGGAUUUCAUAAGGGGGUCCAAAUUGUACUCCUGCUUGCAACAUUGGCAGAAUUCGUAUCACAUGUUAGCUGCCCUAGAUGUCCCAGAUGGUAACAUUUACACGGAGGUUAAACGGGUGGCCAUGCGGUUGGAAAAACUGCAG